AUGGAGGUUGUCGGUGUCGUUCUCGGCGGAAUACCGCUAGCCCUAUACGCUCUCGACAGUUACAAGCGGUGCUUGAGAAUGACGAAGGAUGUGGUCAAAUAUGGAGCCACGCUAGAGACAUUCAGCCUUCACAUCUUCAUCCAGAGAAAGCAACUAGAGCUGACGCUCCGGAAUGUCGGCCUUCGCUUUGAGGAGGGCCAGCUGCCUACCCGUCGGGAACUGGACACUCACCUCGCGCGUCUCUAUCCCAGUAGCCACGCCGAGUUCCUGAGCAUCCUCUCGCAAAUGGAAGGCAUAAUGGCGAAAUUACUGGACAAGCUGGACGUUGACUCGCAGGGAAAGAGGGGCCUCAGCGGGUCAGACCGAGACGAGCUAGUACAGAAUUUGCAUUACUGGAACACGGCCCUCAGCAAGGUUUUCGAGAAGGCCGAAAUUCCCCAGGACGAGGAUGGGCCUCUUUUUGCCAACCAGGCUCCGGCGAACCUGACCCUAGGUCUGUCAAGAAAGGAGCGGUUUGCAAUUGCAGCUGCCGCCAGCUGGGCCGUGCUCUACUUGUGCGGUACGCCCUCGCUGCGGGAAGAAGACUGGUCGAGGUCGGGAGCAAGCGCGAUUCAAUUUGGCGUUGACAACCCACCCUCGAUACGCCCUGCAGUCUCGUGCGACCUCAAAGCGGGGAAGGCCCCUGGGAAGCAGCCUGACACGAGCAGUUGGGCCGACGCUGAUAGGCCCUCCAAGAUCCGGAACAAAAUUCUGUUUGCGCUCGGCGUGUUGCUGAUGGAGCUGAGCCUGAAAAAGACAAUUGACAGCAUCCAGCAGGAAAGCGGUGCCGGCAGCCCGGACAUUUACGAGCUCGCCGAGCGCCAGACAGACCGGGUGUACAUUGACGCCGGCCACUCCUACGGCUAUGCUGUCCAACGGUGCCUUCGGUGCGAAUUCCCGGGCCGCGACUCGAUGAAGAGCUUUGACUUUGCCCAGUUCCGACGCCAAUUCUUCAACACCGUUGUCGCUCCGGUGCACGCUGCCUACAUUGUGCAGCGGCUGUAA
This is a messenger RNA of Lasiosphaeria miniovina, 1044 nucleotides long. RefSeq lists its product as uncharacterized. Bases 1 to 1044 code for a protein of 347 amino acids. The record is from RefSeq and is a predicted model, not a curated record. NCBI's taxonomy places the organism in Eukaryota, Fungi, Ascomycota, Sordariomycetes, Sordariales, Lasiosphaeriaceae. The transcript has 4 exons.